Phascolarctos cinereus (koala) is the source of this 3505-nucleotide messenger RNA. It is a transcript of the gene PRSS35, whose product is annotated as serine protease 35. NCBI's taxonomy places the organism in Eukaryota, Metazoa, Chordata, Mammalia, Diprotodontia, Phascolarctidae. Gene Ontology annotation, molecular function: serine-type endopeptidase activity. The record is from RefSeq and is a predicted model, not a curated record. Gene Ontology annotation, biological process: proteolysis.
UCUUUUAUGCCUUUUAAUUCAUUCAGGAUAGGGCACUCCCCAGAAUUUCUGAUCCCUCCCUCCCUCUCUUCUUUCAGUCCCCGAAGAAUUCUCUCCCCCUGCCCUCCAGAUUCCUUUCCCUCUCUCCUUCCCCACCCCUCGUCUCAUUUUCCUCUCCUUCCUUUCCAGAGAAAGACCCCUCCCAUGUCUCUUCACCCUGAGCUCGCUCCGAAGCCUGGGAGUCAUUCACUUUCCCCUUCUAUUUCCCUCCUCCCCUUUUUCUCCCCCUCCCCCUUCCCUCCUCCUUACCCUUCUUCUCUGGAAAGAACCUCCCGGCUUCAACUUUGCCUCCUUAGUCUCCUCCAGUGCUGCUUGGUGGUGACUCCAGCUCUUGCCUAUGUCCUGGUAGCUCAUGGCAUUGGAUCUCUCCUUUACCCACUAGGCUCCAUGACCGAAACAGUAAUUAAUCCCCUAAACCAAGCUGGGUAGCAUCUCUGCAGCCGUCAUUCCACUCACAUUUCCGGAGCCAACAGCUGCACACAGACAAGCAAAAGGGCCCAGAGGGAGCAUUCACAAACUCUUGCAGAGACUGGGCUGCCCAUCCCCUUCACCACUUCUCCACUAGUGCCUCUGUUGGAGAGGAGACUGACUAGCUUGAGUUGUACUAUCAAAAUGGAAAAUCUACUAUUCUGGCUGAUCUUUUCUACCCCCGCUUGGACCAUCAUCGGUGGCUCUGAAACAGAACAGGAUUUUACCUGGCACUUACAAAAAAUACCUCGGGUAGUCAGCGAAAGAACUUUUCAUCUUUCCAGCCCCAAAUUUGAAGCAGAUGCCAAAUUGGUGCUAAAUGGAAUAUGUGGUAUUGAAUGCCAAAAGGAGCUACCAGUGCCAGGCCUUUCUGAGCUGGAGGAGUCCCUCUCCUAUGAGACUGUCUUUGAGAAUGGCACUCGAACCUUGACCCAAGUCAAUGUCCAGGGACUGAUGCUUGAGCCUACUCAGAACACGACAAGAAAAAUAACAUCCAGGAGAAAGCGACAGGUAUAUGGCAUUGAUAGUCGCUUCAGUAUCUUGGACAAGCGAUUCGUAACCAAUUUCCCUUUCAGCACAGCGGUGAAGCUCUCCACAGGUUGUAGUGGUAUUCUCGUCUCCCCUAACCAUGUCUUAACAGCAGCUCACUGUAUUCAUGAUGGACAGGACUAUGUCAAAGGGGGCAAAAAACUAAGGGUGGGUCUGCUCAAGAUAAGGUCCAAGAGGAAUGGCAAGAAACCCAGAGGUUCUAAGAGGAGUCGACGAGAAGCUGAGUAUGUAGAUCCACCACAGGGUACCCAAGAGGAGCUGAAUAUGAGAUCCAAGGGAAGGAGAAGAAAGAAAGAAUCAGGAAAGGGUCAGAGAGGUUCUGAGGGUAAUCCCUCUUUCCAGUGGACUAGGGUCAAGGCAACCCACAUUCCCAAAGGCUGGGUUAAAGGAGUAAGUGGAAAUAUUGCUCUGGAUUAUGACUACGCUGUUCUUGAAUUGAAACGGCCCCACAAAAAGAAGUAUAUGGAGUUGGGCAUCAGCCCAACCAUCAAGAAGAUGCCUGGGAGUAUGAUUCAUUUCUCAGGUUUUGACAGUGAUAGAUCUGGGCAGCUGGUCUACCGAUUUUGUAGCGUGUCAGAUGAAUCCAAUGACCUCUUCUACCAGUACUGUGAUGCGGAGCCUGGCUCUACAGGCUCUGGCAUCUAUCUCCGCCUAAAGGACCCCGACAAGAAGAAGUGGAAGCGCAAGAUCAUUGCUAUCUAUUCAGGCCACCAGCAGAUGGAUGUCAGUGGAGUCCAGAAGGAUUAUAAUGUUGCUGUACGCAUCACUCCUCUUAAGUAUGCACAGAUUUGCCUGUGGAUCCAUGGAAAUGAUGCUGAUUGUACUCAUGGCUAACUGUGCCCACCCCAAAAAGCCACAUUCCCAAAACACAGCAAAAACCAAUCUCAAGUUACUACAACAGCACCUCAUCUCAGGUUAUGUUUGACUUUGACAUCUAUCAUCAGCAUUUCAGCAUUUUGGAAAUUAUUCCUAAAAGACAAUGAGAAUAUUUUCAUAAUUUUUUAAAGGAGAAUUUUAAGUCGGUAUAGCUACUAAAAUGGAACAGGUGCUCCAGUGCCAAAGUUUAUACUUUUCUUUAAAUUGUGGUCAUUUUAAAUUGUUUGUGAGUCAAUGUGUUUCCUUCUGCCUUAAAAAUAUUAGGCAAAUGUUGAAGCCUCAAACUGAAAUAAUAGGUAGUUUCUCAAUAGAUAUGUUUUUAGGGUUCUGCUCUAGUUAGUAUCUAAGGUAAUGGACACUCCAUAGAACUUGUGGAACUUAUCUGCAAAAGCAGGUAAACCAUGACGGACAGUAUUUAAAAUAGGUCAGCUGAGAAAUACUGAGAACCCAAGAAGCAUAAACACUGUAUUAAUCUGUAUUACUAGGUGCUAUUUUUUUCUCAAAGUAGAAAUUCCGUUAUUCUCCCUCCCCAAGAAACAAUUAUUUUUUUCUGACAAAUAUUAUUAGCUUUCUGUCACAUAUGCCAGUUCUUUGGAAUCUAUUCCAUUUUUAAUAUUCUCUGUCUCUAUGUAAAAAACUUCAUGUUUUUGAAUGAACUGGUCAUAAUCAGAUCAUCUCCUUCCUGGGAGUAUCCAUAUUAAUUCACCCAAGUUCAAUGUUAAGCCAAACACAACCCAGAGUGGGCAUGGUCUUGGGACCCAUUCUCUCAGAAAGAUGAACCAAGUUAAGGAUCUCCUAACUAGGAAGCAAAUAGCCCAGGUAAGACCUAUGGGUUUAUGAGCCUUACUUGGCAUCUGGAAGAUAUUGCUAUGCUUCCCUCACUCCCCUAACCGGCACCCAAUUUAUACUCUGCUUAGCAUAGAAAUAUUUUUGUCUUUCCUUCUAAGGAGACCUAGGCAUACCUUUAUACCAUUGCACAAGUUGUAUGUUUGAUUGGUAAUACCAGCUUCCUGAAAUGUAGGAUUCAGAGGAAUCAACUUAAAUAUAAUUCCAGCUCACAUUCUUUUGUACUGUGUGUGAACUUGUGCGAAAUAAUUAUAUGUGUUUGCUGAUUGGUGCUUUAUUGCUGGUGCUCCAUCAAGUACAAGAAUGUAUCGUUACGGAGCCAACAACUAAUUAUCUUUUCUUGGCCAUCUUCUAUAUGAUAAUAACAGAUCUGAAGGAAAUAAACAUCUUUGUGGUUAGAUAUAUUCCAACUAGGCAAGAGGAAGCUAGGUAGCUGGCCAUGUAGUCAGGAAGACCUGAAUGCAAGUCUUACCUCCGACACAUGCUGGCUGUGUGUCACUGGGUGGGUCAUUCAAUCUCUCAGUGCAAUAGGGAAUUUUCUAAGACUACAAAUGAAAGACAAGUGUAUUGGUAGAGGGUGUUCCUCAUUAGGAGCUCCUUACAUCUAUGAAAUCACAGGCCUUACUUACAAAAAAAGGGGGGGGCUGGUACUUAAGGUUAAAUGUAUUGUAUUUACAUACAUUCGGGCAACUAAGUGGCAUAGUGGAGUGUGAAGAUUCAUCUUCCU